AUGGAGGCUUCUCGUGGCCCUCCGCGUGUCAAGAACAAGGCCGCUGCGCCUAUUCAAAUCUCUGCGGAGCAGCUGCUUCGCGAGGCUGUCGACAGACAGGAUCCUGGCCUGCAGGCCCCGACACAACGUUUUGCAGACCUGGAAGAGCUCCAUGAAUAUCAGGGUCGCAAGCGCAGGGAGUUUGAGGAUUAUGUUCGGCGCAAUCGCAUUAACAUGAACAAUUGGACGCGCUAUGCAGCCUGGGAAUUGGAACAGAAGGAAUUCCGCCGAGCGCGGUCAAUCUUUGAGCGCGCGCUGGAUGUCGACUCGACCUCCGUCAUACUAUGGAUUCGCUACAUCGAAGCUGAGAUGAAGACCCGAAACAUCAACCAUGCCCGCAACCUUCUCGACCGCGCCGUGACGAUCUUGCCUCGUAUUGACAAACUCUGGUACAAGUAUGUAUACAUGGAGGAGACUCUUGGAAAUAUCCCUGGUACUCGGCAGGUUUUUGAGCGUUGGAUGUCAUGGGAGCCGGAGGAGGGUGCUUGGAACGCAUACAUUAAACUCGAGGAACGAUACAACGAGUUUGAGAGAGCGCGUGCGAUCUACCAACGUUUCACCAUAGUGCACCCCGAGCCGCGGAAUUGGAUCAAGUGGGCUUAUUUUGAGGAGAAUUAUGGCACGAGUGACUUGGUCCGCGAGGUUUAUGGCUACGCCAUCGAGACUCUGGGCGAAGAUUUCAUGGAUGAGAAGCUCUUUGCGGCCUAUGCCAAAUUUGAAGCCAGGUUGAAGGAGUAUGAACGGGCCCGAGCAAUUUACAAAUAUGCCCUUGACCGGCUUCCACGAUCCAAGACCAUGAUUCUGCACAAGCUAUACACCACCUUUGAGAAACAGUUUGGUGACCAGGAGGGCGUUGAAGACGUCAUUUUGUCCAAGCGCCGGGUGCAGUACGAAGAACAACUGGAGGAGAAUCCACGAAACUACGAUGUUUGGUUUGACUUUGCACGACUCGAAGAAACGGCAGGUGACCUCGAGCGUGUACGAGAUGUAUACGAACGGGCGAUUGCACAGAUCCCGCCAUCACAAGAGAAACGCCAUUGGCGCCGUUACAUCUAUCUUUGGAUCUUUUACGCGUUAUGGGAAGAAAUGGAGGCCAAGGAUAUGGCGCGCGCUCGACAAAUCUACCAGGAAUGCAUCAAGCUGAUCCCUCACAAGAAGUUCACCUUUGCCAAGGUGUGGCUCUUGAAGGCUCAGUUUGAGAUCCGGCAAAUGGAGGUUACAACGGCACGAAAGACGUUGGGUCAAGCCAUUGGCAUGUGCCCGAAGGAUAAACUCUUCCGUGGAUACAUUGACAUCGAGCGCCAGCUGUUCGAGUUCAUGCGAUGCCGAACCUUAUAUGCAAAGAAGAUUGAAUGCAAUCCCUCCAACAGCCAAUCUUGGAUUCAAUAUGCACUGCUUGAACGUGGCCUAGACGAUGCGGAGCGGGCGCGGUCUCUUUACGAACUUGGCAUCGAGCAACCGACUCUCGAUAUGCCCGAGCUAGUGUGGAGGUCUUACAUUGAAUUUGAGGUAGAGGAAGGCGAGUACGACCGUGCGCGUCCGCUAUACGAACGUCUUCUGGAGAAGACAGAUCACGUACGGGUGUGGAUUGCAUACGCCCGUUUCGAGGCCAGCGUGCCGGCUGACGAGGAAGAAGAUGGUGACGUCGAGGGCGUGUCUGAGGAUGCCAAGCGAAAUGCACGGGCAGUGUUUGAACGGGCCCAUAAGCUUUUCAAGGAAAGGGACUCUAAGGAACAGCGUGUGGAACUGCUUACUGCGUGGCGUGCAUUUGAGGCCAGCUACGGUUCGGCCGAAGACCUUGCAAAGAUCGACAAACAAAUGCCGCGGCGGGUCAAGAAACGGCGCAAGUUGGAAGACGACCGAUACGAAGAAUACAUGGACUAUGUCUUCCCGGCGGACGACAAAUCGGCGGCCAAUCUAUCCCGGUUGUUGCAAAAAGCACACGAAUGGAAACAGUCGCAGGCUUAG
Molecule: messenger RNA, 2007 nt
Organism: Penicillium taxi
Lineage: Eukaryota; Fungi; Ascomycota; Eurotiomycetes; Eurotiales; Aspergillaceae
Gene: clf1
Product: putative cell cycle control protein (Cwf4)
Exons: 2
Coding region: 1-2007 (668 amino acids)
Biological process (GO): spliceosomal complex assembly; mRNA splicing, via spliceosome
Cellular component (GO): precatalytic spliceosome; Prp19 complex; U2-type catalytic step 2 spliceosome
Molecular function (GO): protein binding
Source: RefSeq, a predicted model, not a curated record